AUGUUUGAAUACAACCGAUUGGAUGCCAAUCAGGCGAGGGAUGAGAUUCACAUCAAAUGCUUAUAUCGUGUGGUCUCUCAUCAAUACACACGUGCGAGCGCCACCUUGGUCACUCUGUCCCACCCCACCCCCAAACCUGAUUACUUUGUGGACAACCACUGGUCAAAAGUUCCCAAAUCGUGGUCUCAUUGUCUCGAAGAUUUUGAACUGAAAGACAUACCAAAUCUUUUAUCAACUGAUUCUGAAUCUAAAUUCAAAUGUGUUUUACCACUGAGUUUGCUAUCACUUCGUGCGACCUGUUCUGCCCUUCAGUUGACCCGCAAAUGGAGUCCCGACUCUUCUAUAAUUUUCCCAAAAAGUCAUUUUUCUGAAAGCACUCAACAAUUGGAUUCAGAGCUCAAAGACUCGAAUCACCCGAACAUGAAGACCGAGAUUCUGAACCGACGGGUCAAGCAUAAGAAAAGGCAUGAAAUUAGACGCCUUUCCAAACUGACCGAUCAUUUGUUGAAAGGGAUGUGCGAUUGCAAGACUAUAGUGGACUGUGGGUCAGGUCAGGGACACUUGUCUCGCAUUCUGAGCCUAUGUUUCGGUUACGACGUGAUCAGCAUUGAAGGCAAUGACGACAAUGUGUUGGGCGCACAACACAAAGACAUGAAUACAUUGAAUAGUCUGAAGCGAUACAAACUCACCGAUAGAUUGAAUUUGGAUUUUCCGAAAAAAGUCAAUUGUUUGCUACAAAAGGACUCAUCGAUUAGUGAAGUGACACAAAACAGUGACAAUCACCUGUUGUUAGGUCUUCACGCGUGUGGACCCCUCUCCACCAUAAUUCUCAAUCAACUCAAAGAAUGCAAUUCUGCCAAAGCCUUGCUUUUAGUGAGUUGUUGUUACAUGAAAAUCGAUAGCAAUAGACAAAUAGUUGACACAAAUGAACAACUCCCGCAAGACAUCACCCAUGAGGUGGUCACAUGUCAUCCACGCAACCAAAUCAUGGCUUACCUCUACUGGUGA
Molecule: messenger RNA, 1008 nt
Organism: Oppiella nova
Lineage: Eukaryota; Metazoa; Arthropoda; Arachnida; Sarcoptiformes; Oppiidae
Source: the annotation of a GenBank genome assembly